Messenger RNA from Solenopsis invicta (red fire ant), 1290 nucleotides. It is a transcript of the gene Prosalpha6, whose product is annotated as proteasome subunit alpha type-1. The record is from RefSeq and is a predicted model, not a curated record. The transcript has 5 exons. NCBI's taxonomy places the organism in Eukaryota, Metazoa, Arthropoda, Insecta, Hymenoptera, Formicidae. The coding region runs from base 316 to 1152 and encodes 278 amino acids. Gene Ontology annotation, cellular component: proteasome core complex, alpha-subunit complex; nucleus; proteasome core complex. Gene Ontology annotation, biological process: ubiquitin-dependent protein catabolic process.
AUUCCUGCACUAGACUGCACUGGAACGUUCUUUCUUGCUUUCGCUAACUUUGAAACAUCUAUCUAUUUCAUUUUAAGUGUACACUUAUUUAGAGAGGUCAGGAACAGAAAACAAACGGACAAUCGACUCUCUGCUGAACGCAUCCAUUCAUGCGUGGUGGGAGUAGUCUAUUCCCGCAUUCAUGUAUCUCAUCGUAGAUGCCACCCGUAGCAGUGCUCGUCACUGCAUGAUAAGUAAUUUUAGUUAGUCCACAAAAUUUGUGUAUUUUGUGCAAGGAUAUUUUUACUUUUUCAAAUAAAAAAAUUGCUAAUAAAAAUGUUCCGCAAUCAGUAUGAUAGUGACGUGACAGUAUGGAGUCCGCAAGGACGACUGCAUCAGGUGGAGUACGCUAUGGAAGCUGUAAAGCUGGGAUCGGCUACUGUAGGUCUUAAGAGUAAAACACAUGCUGUUCUUAUUGCGCUGAAAAGAGCGUCAUCGGAAUUGUCGGCUCAUCAAAAGAAAAUCAUACCUAUAGAUAAACAUAUGGGAAUCAGCAUCUCAGGUUUAACAGCUGAUGCAAGAAUAUUGAGCCGUUAUAUGCGAACUGAAUGUCUGAAUUAUAAGUACGCUCACGAUGACACAUUACCUGUAGGCCGUCUGAUUACAUCUCUAGGAAAUAAGAUGCAAACGUGCACGCAAAGAUACGAUCGACGUCCAUACGGCGUGGGUUUACUUGUGGCUGGAUACGAUGAUCAAGGGCCGCAUAUAUAUCAGACAUGUCCAUCAGCGAAUUAUUUCGAUUGCAAAGCAAUGGCUAUCGGAGCGCGUUCUCAAAGUGCAAGGACAUAUUUGGAGAAACACCUAAAUGAAUUUUUGUCGUCCGAUCUUGACGAGCUAGUCAAGCAUGGCCUUAGAGCGUUACGUGAUACUUUACCGAAUGAAGUCGAUCUAUCAGUGAAAAAUGUAUCAAUUGGAAUAGUAGGAAAGAAUUAUGAUUUCGCUAUUCUCGAUGAAACCACAACAGCCGCUUACUUAUCCCAAAUUGAGGGAGAUGAUAAACGUGGACGGCCUAUCGAACCACCUGUACAAGAUGACAGCAGACCACCACAAGAUCCACCGGCUGACGAAGGUCCUCAGGAUCCUCAAAUUGCUAUCGCCAUGGAGACGGAUUGAAAUAGUAAUCUGAACUUUAUUUGCAUUCAAUUUAUAUAUAACGUAAAAUUACAUUUUACUACAUUUCAAUUUUGUAAAAUCUAAACAAAAAACAGAAUAUUUAUUAUCAAUAUAUUAACAGUAAUAUGUUGGCUUAAA